Messenger RNA from Saccostrea echinata, 518 nucleotides. RefSeq names its product semaphorin-5A-like. The record is from RefSeq and is a predicted model, not a curated record. Gene Ontology annotation, molecular function: protein binding. The transcript is spliced from 4 exons. The coding region runs from base 1 to 498 and encodes 165 amino acids. Lineage: Eukaryota; Metazoa; Mollusca; Bivalvia; Ostreida; Ostreidae.
AUGACAAAACUCCUAUGCUGUUUGGGACUCCUGUUUCUAUUUGGUACCAUCAAAUGUCAAGUGAACGGGAACUGGGGUCAGUGGUCGUCUUAUGGAGCAUGCUCUGUGACCUGUGGUAUGGGAACACAUCAGAGGACCCGGUCAUGUAAUAACCCAGCGCCAUCUGGGGGUGGAUCCACAUGUCCAGGAGAUGCACUGGAGGCCAAAACCUGUUUUGACGUCACAUGUUAUCCUUCUAUACUUGGGAGUCUGGAGCGAAAUUGCACUUGGACUUUUUUUGGGUGCAAGACGGGAUCGAUGUCAUGCAUUGAUUUCAGCUUCCGAUGUGACGGAAAAAACGAUUGCGACGACGGAAGUGACGAAGAUCCGACUGUGGCCGGAUGUCCGACAGUCUGCAGCGACAAUGGCGCCGAUAAUAAACUUGUUUCUGAAGCUGUGAUCGGCAUUUUGUCUGUCUGUGGGAUAGUUAUAAUGAAAGUCUUUGUCUUGAGAACCUGAUCAAGAACAUUAAUUACUUU